AUGUCCUCGUUUGAGAAGGAUGAAGGGAGAAAGGAGUACAAGCUGGCACGAGAAUACUAUGAUCAGCAGAAGUAUGCCGAGGCAGAGCUGCUGUUGCGACAGUCGGCUGAGCAGCAGCAGAAGGUGCUAGGCGCCGAGCACGUCGACACGCUUAACAGCAAAUACUGGCUGGCAACCACGCUUCGCGACCAGCAGAAGUACGCGAAAGCAGAGCCGGUGUGGCGGCAGCUGGUUCAGCAGCAGCAGAAGGUGCUAGGCGCUGAAGACGUCGAAACGCUUCGGAGCAAAUACUGGCUGGCAACCACGCUUCACGACCAGCAGAAGUACGCGGAAGCAGAGCCGGUGUGGCGACAGCUGGUUCAGCAGCAGCAGAAGGUGCUAGGCGCCGAGCAUGUCGACACGUUUAACAGCAAAUACUGGCUGGCAACCACGCUUCACGACCAGCAGAAGUACGACGAGGCAGAGCCGGUGUGGCGACAGCUGGUUCAGCAGCGGGAGAAGAUGCUAGGCGCUGAGCAUGUCGACACGUUUAACAGCAAAUACUGGCUGGCAACCACGCUUCGCGACCAGCAGAAGUACGCGAAAGCAGAGCCGGUGUGGCGGCAGCUGGUUCAGCAGCAGCAGAAGGUGCUAGGCGCUGAAGACGUCGAAACGCUUCGGAGCAAAUACUGGCUGGCAACCACGCUUCACGACCAGCAGAAGUACGCGGAAGCAGAGCCGGUGUGGCGACAGCUGGUUCAGCAGCAGCAGAAGGUGCUAGGCGCCGAGCAUGUCGACACGUUUAACAGCAAAUACUGGCUGGCAACCACGCUUCACGACCAGCAGAAGUACGCGGAAGCAGAGCCGGUGUGGCGACAGCUGGCUCAGCAGCAGCAGAAGGUGCUAGGCGCCGAGCAUGUCGACACGUUUAACAGCAAAUACGGGCUGGCAACCACGCUUCGCGACCAGCAGAAGUACGCGGAAGCAGAGCCGGUGUGGCGGCAGCUGGUUCAGCAGCAGGAGAAGGUGCUAGGCGCUGAAGACGUCGACACGCUUAACAGCAAAUACUGGCUGGCAACCACGCUUCGCGACCAGCAGAAGUACGACGAGGCAGAGCCGCUGUUGCGACAGUCGGCUGAGCAGCAGCAGAAGGUGCUAGGCGCCGAGCACGUCGAAACGCUUCGGAGCAAGUACUGGCUCGCUGCCACGCUUUAUAACCAGCAGAAGUACGCGGAAGCAGAGCAGGUGUUGCGAGAGUCGGCUGAGCAGCGGGAGAAGGUGCUAGGCGCGGAUCAUAAGGACACCCUUGCCAGUAAAGAACUUCUGCAGAAGAUGGUACUUGCCAAGGCGCCGGUUGCCCCGACGAACACCCUCGCAGACAUCGUGUCCAGCCGACUUAGCGACUUCUUUGCCGAUGGCAACCAAAGACGAACAGCAUACACCGACUCCGAGAUUCAGCAGGUCUCGCUCCUCUUAAGUCAAGUCAAUCUGCAAUGGAGCAAAGUUCCAAGAACAUACAUGGUUCUUCGGACGAUCGGCUGCCUGGACCUCCUUGACACUUUUAUCGACCUAGGCUUCUCCGAUCACUGGUUCCCCGUUACUGAGCGAAGCCUUCCGCUAUGUCUUCGACCUAGCAGGCGCUCACAGUUUGUGGCUGCCCAGGACCUAGUAAUCACCAAGUCUGUGGACCUUGAGAAGGGCGAAAAGGGCCAGCACUGCUUUUUCCGAGAACAUGAGCCUCUUCCGCUCGAGAUGAAAGGGAUCCUCGGUUCUGGGGGGUUCGGGCAGGUUGACCGGGUUCUCAGCUUGAUCAGCUUCCAAGAGUAUGCACUGAAGCGAGUGUCGCGGAGCACCGCGUUUGGUGGGCGAGGAACGGAAUGCGUCAAACAGUUUAUUGCUGAGAUUAAGGCGUUGAAGCGUAUAAAGCACCGCCACGUGGUGGAAUUCGUUGGGAGCUACACUGACCCAAAGUACAUGGGUCUGAUUAUGUCUCCCGUUGCUGACAUGGACCUGUCUACCUACCUCGCACGCGCCGACACGGCCAGACACCGAGAGCUGCGUACCUUCUUUGGCUGUCUGGCUCGGGCGCUUGAGUUCUUGCACGAGCAAAGCAUUCGGCACAAAGACAUCAAACCUAGCAACAUCUUAGUGCAUAGCGGAAAUGUCCUAUAUACAGAUUUUGGGCUCGCAUUAGAUUUCACCGACAAAGACGGCAGCACGACGGCCAGCAUGGUGAAUGGAAUGACGCCGAGGUAUUGUGCGCCUGAGGUGGCUAACUACGAACCUCGGAACACGUCGUCCGAUAUCUGGAGCCUAGGGGUUGUCUUUCUUGAGAUGACGGCGGUGCUUAAGGGCAGAACAGUUGAGUAUAUCUACGACUUCCUCAAAGAGCAUGGGACGCGGCAGGCAUAUGUGCGCACGAAUCCUACUAGCACUUAUGCUCUUAUUACAGAGCUUAAAGAGAUAGGUAGUCCUACCGACAACGCAGCGCUUGUGUGGGUCCAGGACAUGGUCAUGUUACAGCAACAGCUGCGGCCUACGGCGGCGUCGCUGAUGGGAUCCAUCGCCAGCGCAGGCGAGAAGGGGGUCGGAGAUGGUGCUUUUUGCGGGAUAUGCUGCGCUUCGCGUGACGACAUCUUGAGCGAUUUUGAUGAGGUAGGGAUAGCUGAUACCAAGUGA
Molecule: messenger RNA, 2658 nt
Organism: Alternaria arborescens
Lineage: Eukaryota; Fungi; Ascomycota; Dothideomycetes; Pleosporales; Pleosporaceae
Exons: 1
Coding region: 1-2658 (885 amino acids)
Biological process (GO): microtubule-based movement; protein phosphorylation
Cellular component (GO): membrane-bounded organelle; cytoplasm; kinesin complex
Molecular function (GO): ATP binding; protein kinase activity; kinesin binding
Source: RefSeq, a predicted model, not a curated record